CGGGAAAGAGGGAUUAUAUAUAUCGACAAAGAAGCAAAUAGAAAGAAUAAAAACCCUGGACACUAUCGGAAAUCAGAAAGCAAGCCCUUGGGCGUCGCCGUCGUUUGUGUAAUUUCAGCAGCUCAGAAAUUAUCGGUCCAGUGAAGAUGCAUCACGGUUAUCAUGACAAUAACGAGCCCGAUUUGGCGAAGCUUCAAGCUACUAUGCAAGCUAUCGAGCUUGCUUGUAGUUCUAUUCAGAUGCAUGUCAAUCCAGCUGCUGCUGAGGCAACUAUAUUAUCAUUAUGCCAGUCUCCACAACCAUACAAGGCAUGUCAGUUCAUACUUGAUAAUUCACAGGUGCCAAAUGCAAGGUUUCAGGCUGCUGCAGCAAUUCGCGACGCAGCUAUCAGGGAAUGGGGAUUCCUUUCAGCUCAUGAUAAAAUAAAGUUGAUUAGUUACUGUUUGAAUUAUGUCAUGCAACAUGCUCAUUCGCAAGAGGGAUAUGUCCAGGCAAAGGUUUCUUCUGUAGCUACUCAAUUGAUGAAAAGGGGCUGGUUAGAAUUCCAAGCUACAGAAAAGGAUGCUUUUUUUCAGGAGGUAAGACAAGCUGUAAUUGGAAGUCGUGGUCUACACGUGCAGUUCAUUGGAAUCACUAUUUUAGAGUCAUUGGUUUCUGAAUUUGCACCUUCUACUUCAACUGCUAUAGGCCUUCCGCGGGAGUUCCAUGAACAAUGCCGGACCUCAUUAGAGCUAAACUACUUAAAGACAAUUUACUGUUGGGCACAAGAAGCUGCUCUUAGUGUUACGAAUAAUAUUGUCCAAUCUAAUUCGGAGAUACUCGAGGUUAAAGUUUGUACAGCCGCAUUACGUCUAAUGCUUCAAAUCCUGAAUUGGGAAUUCCAGUACAGCACAAGUGCAGUCGAGAGUACAAAAAAAAGCAUAAAUGUAUUCUCUACCGGAGUUAGAUUUGAUGUUAACUCAGCCAAGAGAUCCGAAUAUGCGUUAGUCCAGCCUGGUCCAUCUUGGCGCGAUGUUUUAAUUCAUAGUGGUCAUGUUGGAUGGCUGUUGAGUUUAUAUGGAGCAUUAAGGCUUAAGUUUUCAAAUCAUGGUUACUGGCUUGAUUGCCCGAUUGCAGUCUCUGCUCGGAAGCUUAUAGUGCAAUUAUGCUCACUGACAGGAGCUGUAUUUCCUUCUGAUAGUGGACAAACGCAAAAUCAACAUAUACUGCAAUUGCUUUCGGGAAUCUUACAGUGGAUCGAUCCUCCUGAUGUUGUGUCAAAUGCGAUUAAAUGUGGGAGAAGCGAAAGUGAGAUGCUUGAUGGUUGUCGUGCACUAUUAUCUGUGGCAUCUGUUACUACACCCCAUGUGUUUGAUCAGCUCCUGAAGUCCGUCAGGCCUUUUGGCACUAUUACUUUGUUGUCCACACUGAUGGCUGAAGUUCUUAAAGAUCUUAUGGAUACUUCCACCGACGAAGAAACUUGGAGUUGGGUGGCACGUGAUAUUCUAUUAGAUACUUGGACCACACUUCUUGUGCCGACAGAUUUGACUCAUCCAAGUAUGCUGCUUCCACCAGAAGGAAUAAAUGCUGCAGCAAAUAUUUUUGCUUUGAUAGUCGAGUCUGAACUAAAGGCUGCUUCUGCUUCGGUAUCCAGUGAUGAGGCUGAAGACUACCUUCAAGCUUCUAUAUCUGCGAUGGAUGAAAGGUUAUGCUCAUAUGCUCUUAUUGCACGAGCAGCCGUUGACGUUACAGUUCCCUUGCUAACUCGACUAUUUACCGAGCGCUUUUUGAGGCUUCAUCAGAACAGAGGUGCAAGUGAUCUAACAGAAACUCUGGAAGAGCUCUAUUCGCUGUUACUAAUAGCUGGGCAUGUUCUUUCGGACGAGGGGCAGGGUGAAACACCAUUGGUACCAGAAGCUAUACAAAACCAUUUUGUGGGCUUGACCGAGGCAGAAAAGCAUCCAGUGUAUAUACUAUCUAGCUCAAUCAUUAAAUUUGCUGAGCAAUCUCUCGAUUCGGAGAUGAGAGCAUCAUAUUUCAGUCCGCGACUUAUGGAGGCAAUUAUAUGGUUUCUUGCAAGAUGGUCUUCCACUUAUAUGAUGCCAAACAAUGAGAUGAACAAAGGCGUCAAAUCAAAAACUGUGUUUGAGUCUGAUCUGCAGCCUGAACAGGCCGGACUUGUUUUCCUUAGUCUUUUUGGGGAGCAUAACCAGGGAAAACAUAUACUUGAUAUCAUUGUCCGCAUCGCAAUGACAACUCUUGUUUUUUAUCCCGGGGAGAAAGAUUUGCAGGCACUCACUUGUUAUCAGCUACUUCAUGGAUUAGUGCGGCGAAGGAAUGUUUCUGCACAGCUUGUUGCCUUGGAAUCGUGGGGAAAGUUGGCAAGCACUUUUAUUGGUGAUAAAAAUUUGUUCUUGUUACAUGCCGCCCACCAACGUUCGCUUUCUCAAACUCUUGUUCUUUCAGCUUCUGGCAUGGGAAACAUAGAGGCAUCGAAUCAGUAUGUAAGAGAUCUUACUCAUCAUAUGACUAACUACUUGGUGGAAAUAUCUGGCCGAAGUGAUCUGAAAAAUGUAUCUCAACAACCAGAUAUUAUCCUAGGUGUUACUUGCUUGUUGGAGCGACUUCGUGGUGCUUCAAGUGCAUCUGAACCUCGAACUCAAAAAGCAGUUUUUGAAAUGGGAUUCUCUGUCAUGAACCCUAUCAUCAUACUGCUUGAAGUUUACAGUAAUGAGUCUACAGUUAUCUACCUGUUAAUCAAGUUUGUUGUUGAUUGGGUCGAUGGUCAAAUUAUCUACUUAGAAGCUCAAGAAACUGCAAUUGUAAUUAAUUUCUGCAUGCGUUUCCUUCAGCUUUACUCUUCUUACAAUAUUGGGAAGAUCUCACUAAGCCUUUCGAGAAGCUUACUAAGUGAAGCAAAUGCCGAAAAAUAUAAAGAUUUACGGGCCCUGUUGCAACUCCUUUCUAAUUUAUGCUCGAAGGAUCUGGUUGACUUCUCAUCAGAUUCCAUUGAGGCACAUGGGACAAGAAUUUCUCAGGUUGUAUAUACGGGUCUUCAAAUUGUUAACCCACUCAUCACUUUGGACAUGCUAAAAUAUCCUAAACUCUGUCAUGAUUACUUUGGGUUGCUUUCACAUCUUUUAGAGGUUUAUCCUGAGAUGUUAUUGGAGCUAAAUGCUGAAUCAUUUUCUCAUAUACGUGAGACUCUUAAAUUUGGCCUUCGUCAUCAGGAUGCAGAAGUUGUUGACAUGUGUCUGAGAGCAUUGAAUGCUCUUGCCUCGUAUCACUUCAAGGAAACUGCUGCUGGUAAAGUUGGUUUCGGUUCCCAUGCUGCAGGUUACAAGGAUCCCAACGGGAAAAUGCAGGAAGGUAUCUUGAGCCAAUUUACUCAGUUACUACUGCAGUUCCUCCUCUUUGAGGAUUACAGCACUGAUCUUGUCAGCUCUGCGGCGGAUGCAUUGCUUCCACUAAUCCUCUGUGAACAUGUUCUGUAUCAGAGACUGGGCAACGAGUUGAUAGAAAGACAAGCAAAUCCAGUACUUAAAUCAAGAUUGGGUAAUGCAUUGCAUUCUCUCACAAGCUCAAACAAUUUAUCUUUUUCUCUCGAUCGGCCAAACUACCAGAAAUUUAGGAAGAAUCUACACAAUUUUCUUGUUGAAGUUCGCGGGUUUCUUAGGACCAUGUGAUAUUCAAGUAGCAGGAGACGUACUUUUAGUGUUGAAUCUUUGAAUGUUUGGUGCUGGAUAUCUCCUUCAAGUUGCAGAGAUGAUUGUGUUUAGACAGCUGCCUCUCAGGUUUUGCCCCAAGGAUGCACAGAUGUUGAGAUGAGAUUUAGUUGGGCCUGUUUCAUUUAUUGCUUCCUUGAAUAUAGAAUUUCAUUGGUACAUGCCAUUUGAAUAUGUUACAUAUCAGUAAUAUCUUGGAGAGCCUAGUGAAUACAAAGCCACAGAUACGAGUGCGGUGUUGCACUCCUAAUGCUUUGAUUAGUUGUAUAAAUGAGUUUGUUUACCUAUAUAAGAUGCAUAUGGUAGAAAGACUGCAUCUUGUGUAAUUCAGGCACUAGGCCCGGUGUGCUCUAAUUUUGUAACAGUUUGUGGGUGUCUGAGAGCAGAAAUCAUGCAAAAAAUAACUAUGUGGGUGUUUAGGCAGGGCUUAAAAGCCCCGCUUCUGAAGUUUUAAGUUGGAAGCACUUAUUCGUACCAUUUGUGUAAAAAGUCGAUAAGCACUUGUAAAAAGCUAGGAUUUUUAGUUUUUGUUUCAUGAAUUCUACUUUUUUUCCAAAUACAUUAAUUACUUAUAAGUCUUAACUAACUUCUAACUUCUAUAUCA
Messenger RNA from Daucus carota subsp. sativus, 4308 nucleotides. RefSeq lists its product as uncharacterized. The coding region runs from base 147 to 3665 and encodes 1172 amino acids. Gene Ontology annotation, molecular function: nuclear export signal receptor activity. Gene Ontology annotation, cellular component: nuclear pore; cytoplasm. NCBI's taxonomy places the organism in Eukaryota, Viridiplantae, Streptophyta, Magnoliopsida, Apiales, Apiaceae. The transcript is spliced from 33 exons. The record is from RefSeq and is a predicted model, not a curated record. Gene Ontology annotation, biological process: protein export from nucleus.